This is a messenger RNA of Daphnia magna, 2369 nucleotides long. RefSeq lists its product as uncharacterized. The transcript is spliced from 8 exons. The coding region runs from base 367 to 1824 and encodes 485 amino acids. NCBI's taxonomy places the organism in Eukaryota, Metazoa, Arthropoda, Branchiopoda, Diplostraca, Daphniidae. The record is from RefSeq and is a predicted model, not a curated record.
UUCAAAAUUCGUCUGAUUGCCACGCUUUGCAUGCUUGUGCCCAUGACGUUAUCUUCAUGAGGUUUCACACCAGUUAAGAUACCAAAAUUCAAGAUUUACAAAAUUUCAGUGACGUUAUUUCCUUCUAUUAAGUAUUUUGGGUGGUUCACUUAUACAAAUAUAUAUUGAAUUCGUCUUCUCAUGAAAAGUAUGAGAUGAAGAACCAACAAGCAUCAUCGUUGGUAGCAAUCCAACAUACUAUUGAUUGAUCUGGAAAAGGAAGUUCAAACCGAUGGCAGGCCUUAUGAUACUUGGAAGGGAAACUUUCCGUCAUUGCUACUGGAUUAAGAGAGCAGCAAUGUUUCAGCUACAGAAACCAACAAUAAUAUGGGUAAAAGUUGCGAGCAGGAUUCUUCGAACAUGCUAGACUUGAAGUAUUAUUGUGUUGCCACACUUGAGUACGAUUGGUUACUCAAAGCCAUGAGAAAUGUAUGGUCUGUCGUCCCUGUUACAUGGCUUUCUUCCAAAAAAGAAUUUCUGGUUUAUCCAAACCUCACGUACAAAGCUGGAGAAAAGCUUCCAUGUGAUUGGAAACCCAAGAUUUACAAACGACAUGCUCAUCCUCAAACAUCAUGGCUCGAAUAUGACAUAGUUGCAAUUCUCAAUUUGGACAAGCCUGUCAGACAUGCAAUCGCUGUUAAAGCAGCAAAGGCAGCUGCAAAUGGAUCGUCACAAGUAGCAAAUAUUUUACAAUCUGAUUCCGAAAAGUCAUUUGGACGAAAUAAACGCGCUCCUAAACCGACAAAAGUAUUUGAUCCCAGUCAGCCAACCAAUGGAGAAGAAAAGAAUUUAAUGGAAGAUGACGAACAACGUGUCAGCAAGAACACUAGAAAACCGCUGGAAGCAACAAAUGGAACAGCUGCUGAUGCACAACAUACCGAACUUGGUCAAGGAUCAAAUACAACCAAUGAAGUACCAAUGGCAAUCCAAGAAGAUACCAAUUCUCUGGCCAAUCCGGCCAUAAUUCAACGUGGCUUGAAUUUGGAACAAACUAACGACAACGCAGAUGUUAAUUUUACAGAUAGUACAUUGCUGCCAGCUGUUCCACCAGCAAACGGGAUUCUUGAUACGGCAAACUGGAGAGCAGUAGAAAACAGUACAUCUGGUGAACCAGACGAUCAUUUUAUCGCAAAUAUUCGAAAUGAAAGUUUUGAAGGAGAAGCAUUGCAAAAUGCUGUUAGUGGCACAGCGCAACCUCAUCAUUUGCAAACGUUUGAUCCACACCAAUAUCAACGCCAUCAACGCAACAAUAACUGGAUGCAAAAACAUACAGACGUCAUGCAUUUUUCCGAAGAUGUUUGGCAAUACAUGGAUUCAGGAACAGGCAGCAGUCUAUCCGGUCAUGGAGAUUUCUAUGUAGACACCAAUUCAACAAAAAAAAUUUUGACCAUUAUGGAUAUGAUGUUUGAGAUGCACCAGAACUCCCAAAGUUUUCAGAGUUUACUCGAGAACAAGUUGAACUACAUCAUUGAUAAAAUGGAUAACCUAAGUGCCCACGAUGUAGCUGCUCGCAUUCAAGACCAAGCUGAAUAUCACGACGAUGUUGUUAAGGCUCAAUUUCCCGAACUGCCAUACAAUAGUGUUCAGACGCUGACAACUGUGAAUACUAGCUUGGCAGAUAAAAAUCUAGCUGUUAGCCUUGUCGGUUUCUUAUACAACACGUACAAGAGUGAAGCAGAUGUAAAAAAAUUCGUUAACAGGAUGUACAUAACCAUUUUUGGAGAUUCGGCAAAAGUGCAAAAGUUGCAAUGGAGAAGUGCCCCUAAAACCAAUGAUAAGAGAUAAGGGAUUGCAAAUAUGCUGAAUAUUUUGGCUGUUUUUGGAACAUCUUGUAACAUGUUCACCGAUAAGCGAAGCCUAGACAAGUUUUCUAUUACAAAUCUCGUGCAUUAAGUAAAGAAUUGUCGAAAAGCUCGCGCUAAUGAAUAUCGAAAACUCAACAACAUUGACGCCGUAACCGCUGCCGCCGCCAAUCUAGUGGCUGAAACUGCAGUAGAUGCCACCAAAGACGAUACCGGUGUGGUAGCAGCGUUGGACAAAUUGAUUACAAAGCUUGAAAAGGCUGUAGGGGAAUUUAAAAUUCCCCGACAGUAAACUUUUUACUGUCUCGUUGCGUCGGAAAACUUACACUGACGACCAAGAAAGUAACCUUCAACGUUCAUGUAUCAAUACAUGCAAACAUUCCAAAGAAACUCUGUGUUCGCAGAAGUCGCAGGGAACCAAAUUUUUGUUUUUAAAAUUCCAGUUUACAAGAUUCCCAAUGCUUCCUUUGUUUCACUUUUCGUUACGUAACUGCCAUUUUGUUAAUACAAUUCGAAGUUGUUUUGUAA